Messenger RNA from Contarinia nasturtii (swede midge), 2823 nucleotides. Its product is annotated as digestive organ expansion factor homolog. Gene Ontology annotation, molecular function: U3 snoRNA binding; rRNA binding. Gene Ontology annotation, biological process: maturation of SSU-rRNA from tricistronic rRNA transcript (SSU-rRNA, 5.8S rRNA, LSU-rRNA). Lineage: Eukaryota; Metazoa; Arthropoda; Insecta; Diptera; Cecidomyiidae. The coding region runs from base 135 to 2681 and encodes 848 amino acids. The transcript is spliced from 2 exons. The record is from RefSeq and is a predicted model, not a curated record. Gene Ontology annotation, cellular component: nucleolus; small-subunit processome.
ACAGUACAAUAUAUGCGUAGAAAACGUAUCGCAAGGUGUAUCGCACGUUGUAUGAUUGAAUAUUUGUUGAUAUUGUUAUUUAUUGUGGUCGCCGGUUUGCGGGGAAGAACGAACGAUUUUGUGGAAAAAAUAAAAUGCCUCGUCAAAAAUUUCGUGCCAAAUAUGGCAAAAGCUAUACGAAUAAAGGGAAAAAAUUUGGUGGAAAUAAAGUGAAAAGUGGAAAAAAAUCAACCGAAUUUGCGAGCAAAGAGACGAAAAAAUACAAAUUCAUUCGCCGAAAUCAGGAGAGUGAAGAAGCUUUACGAAGACAGCAGCAAUUGGAAAAGGAUUUUCGUGAGAAACAUGCAUCAAGUAAUCCAUUAUUGAAUGCCGAUGGCAAAGAGAGUGAUUCGGAUGAGGAUAGCAAUGAAGAAGGUACGUCGCUCGAACAAUUAAUGUCGACAUUUCAAGCUGCUGGUGGCUAUAAAACCAAUGCCGAUAAUCUCAUUGAAAGUGAAGAAUCAGUGGACGAAGAGGAAUCGGAACAUGAAACCAAUUUAAAUGAAACGAACGAUGAUAUUUUUAAGUUCGAAGAACAGUCGCAGCCACGCGGACGAAAAUAUCGAUCAUCGGAAGAAGAAAAUAGUGCAUCCGAUGGAAAUGAUGAUAGCGAUGCAUCGAAUGAUGACGACGAAAUGCCACACGAUACCAGCCAAAGUAUACUUCGACCAGAAGAAUUUAAAAGUAAAGGCCAUUUCGAUGAUUCGAUCGAAGAUGGAAACGAUUCAGACGAUGGCGAAGAGAGUGAAUCUGAGCUUGGAGAAGAAGAAGAAGAUGUGGAUAGCGAUGAUGAAAAAGUGCCCGAUAUUUCAAAUACCGACAAAUUCGACCUUCAUUUGGGCUACGAUUUAAGUCCGAAAUUGUUGGAAUGCAUGAACGAUACGCACCAUUCGAAAAAAGAGAUUUUAAAUUGGCCAACAUUAAAUCGAAUUCAAAUUGAAAUACCAACUGUGGCCCAUGACACCGAUUCCAAUCAACCGACAAAGAAAAAGAAGAAAACAUUACUAGAUGACGACACUAUUUACGCAACUGAAGGAACAAUUCCAACCCUAAUCGACGAUCAGAAUUUUGAUUUGGAAGCGGCUGGGAUUAAAGUUCAAUUGCGGCCGAAUGUGGUGGCAGCAAAUAAGUGCAAUGUGAAUAACGAUGGUGACGAUAAAUCCUUUACAAAACUUCAAUGUGAACUUUUUUCCAUAAUGAACAAUUAUCAAGAUUUAUUUUAUUCGCAACGAAGUCAUGCCAAUGGCGAAGAGAUUCGUUUUAUUUACACACUACAUGCGCUAAAUCACAUCAUGAAAACACGAACAAAAGUUCUAAAUCACAAUUUAAAAUUGAAGAUGUUGGCGUCGACCGAUUCCAAAUCGGCCGCUAUUAUUCCGGAUAAAUAUCGCGAUCAGGGACUAUUUCGAACAAAAGUAUUGAUUGUGGUGCCAUUUCGUGAAGCAGCAUUGCGCAUUGUAAACAUAUUAAUAUCGCUUCUAUACCCUGAUACCGAUAAAGAGAGUGGCAGCAAACAAGUUAUGCACUAUAAACGUUUCAUCACUGAAUAUGGCGGUGAAACGUUACAUUUUCCAAAGAAAAAUCCAAAACCAGAAGACUAUGAACAAACAUUUGCUGGAAAUUCGGAUGACACAUUUCGAUUGGGCGUCACAUUCACCCGAAAAUCGAUAAAACUUUAUUCGGACUUUUAUUCAUCGGAUAUUUUGAUUGUGUCACCACUUGGAUUGCGAAUGGUUGUUGGCGCACCGGGCGACAAAGAACGAGACUAUGACUUUUUGGCAUCGAUUGAAAUGUUAAUUUUGGAUCAAGCCGACAUAUUUUUGGCACAAAAUUGGGACCAUUUGUUGCAUGUUUUGGAUCAUCUGCAUUUACAACCGCAAUCGGCACGCAAUACCGACUUCUCACGAGUUCGACCAUGGUGUUUGAAUGGCUGGUCACGUUUCUAUCGUCAAACGUUACUAUUUUCAUCACAUGAACUGGCCGAAUUUCGAUCAUUGUUCAAUACACGCUGUUCAAAUUAUCGUGGCAAGGUGCGUUUGAUGAAUCCCAUCGAAAACGGUUCAAUUAAACACGUUGCAGUUCCAAUUCCACAAAUUUUUCAUCGCAUUGAUGUAUCAUCGAUUCAGUCUUCGUUCGAUCAACGAUUCGAAUAUUUUAUCAACACCAUAUUGCCACAAUUUAAAGCUGCUUCAAAGGCUCAUUGCUUGAUUUUCAUUCCAAGCUAUUUUGAUUUUGUUCGCAUUCGGAAUUACUUUAAGAAGGAAACCAUGAAUUUUACACAAAUUUGCGAAUAUACAAAGGAUGCCAAAAUUGAUCGGGCCAGAUCGAUGUUUUUCCACAGUGGUGCACAUUUUAUGUUGUAUUCAGAACGUGCACAUUUUUUCCGGCGCACACGUAUCAAGGGAAUUCGUCACUUAAUCAUGUAUCAGCCAUCAACAUGGCCACAUUUCUAUUCCGAAAUGAUAAAUCUUAUGCAAGAGGCUAACCAAAAUGCACGAGAUGGCAUUGAAAAUUCAAUGAGUGUAACCGUUUUAUACACAAAAUAUGACCUGCUUCAAGUGGCUGCAAUUGUCGGUUCGGUGCAAGCCAAUGAAAUCGCGCAAUCAAGUAAAACAACGCAUGUAUUCAUGACUGGAGAAUAAUGAGAAUUGGCUAAAUUUGUUAAAAGUUUUUAUUUAUGAAAUUUAUAACAUUAUUGCUAAUUGAAUUCCAAGAUUAUUUGCAAUUUUUAGGAGCAAUAGCUGCGCAUUUCAUAGCUCGCCAAUAAUUUUAAGAUAUAUUUCA